Blumeria graminis f. sp. triticale is the source of this 2124-nucleotide messenger RNA. The record is from the annotation of a GenBank genome assembly. Lineage: Eukaryota; Fungi; Ascomycota; Leotiomycetes; Helotiales; Erysiphaceae.
AUGAGCUAUCUCGUGCAUGAAUUCCUCAUAGAACCUGUCCUCCGACAAGCCAGACAACUCUCUCGGUCAAGCACUCCGCGCGAUUCUAUUCCGAACCUUACGGCUGCCUCUCUUAGCAGUCAUGAAGUUGCUAUUGACGAUACAACAGCUGAGCAUUACAGGGGAUCAAGACUUUCGGAUACCAGCAGUCUUGAGGCUGAGGAAUCGAACAACGAUGCCCCAUCUAAUGCACCGCUAAUAUUUUCCUCGAAUUUAGCCAGCAGUCAAAUUGAGAUUGAUUCAGAUGCUGAGAAUCUUGAACUGUCUGAUCCAUCAUGGCCCUCUGGAAAUGUGGAUUCUUUACAAAAUAUGCUACGAUUAUCUGCUUCUGAACUGCCUGAUCGUAUACCCAUUUCUAAUCAAACUCGAACUCCAUCACUAUCAAUGACCAACACCGCAGCCGAAUCCAGUUUUAAUGAUAAUAUUCAUGAUUCCAGAGCAGCAUGGAAUAAUUCUAGCGACAUAGCAUCCCAUCGCCUAACGAUUGAUGAAACACCGUCAAUUGUAUCUACACUACAUCCUCGUACCAAUUCCUUGCCCGAAGACGAUGGUAUGAAAGCCCUCCGUCAGAAAAUACUACUAGUCCAAGCAAUGAAUAUCUCACCCGAACAGAAAGCUCGUCGAAUGCACCAUCUACUGAAUCGCGAUUACAUGAAAGCUAAGGCUAAGCCACAAACGGAAUCAACUCCACCAAAUACCAUAUGUCAAGAGAGGCCUACAACACCAGGAUCUCUUAGCUUUUUCCUUUGGCAGAUGAAUGGCUCUCCGGAGUCGACAGCAGAAAAAAAUAGCCACAUAUAUCAGCUCUCGCCUGAAGAUUUAACACAAACAUAUGUACCUUUGGAGCCUGUAGAAUAUGACGACUGUGGGGAAAGUAGCAAUAAAGAUGAAGCCCAAGUAUUAGGAUGUCGGCACUAUCAGAGAAACGUAAAGCUACAAUGCUCGGCCUGUCAAAAAUGGUAUACUUGUCGCCUAUGCCAUGAUGAGGUCGAAGAUCAUAUUCUUAAUAGGAAAGCUACAAAAAAUAUGCUAUGUAUGAUAUGUGGCUGUGCCCAGAGAGCCGGUGAGUUCUGUGCCGAAUGUGGAGGGAGAACAGCAUGGUACUACUGCGACGUUUGCAAGUUAUGGGAUAACGACACACGAAAAAGUAUUUAUCAUUGCCAUGACUGUGGAAUAUGUCGGAAAGGACUCGGAAUCGGCAAGGACUUUUUUCAUUGCAAACAGACCUGUGGAACAUGCAUGUCAACUUCGGUUGAACAUUCUCAUAAAUGCAUUGAGCGUGUGUCUGAUUGUGACUGCCCAAUCUGUGGAGAGUAUAUGUUUACUUCGCCCUCACCGGUAGUAUUUAUGCUUUGUGGUCAUAGUAUUCACAAAGCCUGCUACGAUGAGUAUUUAAAGUCCUCUUACAAAUGUCCGAUAUGUAGUAAGAGUACUGUUAAUAUGGAAACGCAAUUUCGGAACCUUGAUCGCGCUGUCGAAAGCCAACCAAUGCCGCCACAAUUUCGAGAUACCAAAGCCUUAGUGUCUUGUAACGAUUGCUAUGCAAAAAGUGUAGUUAUCUAUCACUGGCUUGGCUUAAAAUGCGCUAUCUGUGAUUCGUAUAAUACUGCCCAACUUUCAAUACUAAGUGGGCCAUCGGCAGCAACUGAAAAUAUCGAGAGUAAUAACGACGUUCCACAAGACUUUGGGGCGAGGGAAGUCUCUUCAUCAUUCCAUAUACCUGCUCUUAUUCGGCCGCGACGACAUUCUACAUUUAUACAAGUCGCAGAAACGAAUGAUCGACGUCUGCACAGAUUUUCGCCCUUGCCACGACUACAACGGGUAGCUAGAUCGGUUUCCCCUAUCGCAGGUCUGAGGUUUUAUGAGGAAGAAAGCUCCCCGAAUACUGCUCAAACUAUUGAUUCUACAAUUGAAGAUGAGUUGGACUUUUGGGGACUCGAUGAACUUUCAGCUUUGAUUUCAGGCGAAAAUAAUCAAGAUGGGAUCGAUGAGGAAGAUUCUGGAGAAGAUUCGGCUCUGGAGGAUUAUGAUGAUGAUGGUGAAGAGGAAGAUGAUGACGAUUUUUUACUAUUCGGGCAUCGGUAA